GAUGCGACAGAUUAUACCUAAACUUGCAUUUUAAUGAUAGCGCGACCGCGUGAUCUUAGCAUCGAAGAUCAGUACGACAUCUGAAACUUAUCUGUGUGGACUUGUUGUAUUAUGUAAAUAAUAAUAACCAAUAAUAAAUAUUAGUAUAUAGUAGGACAAAAUGGUGGUGAAUAAGAGCUAUAGUGACGGUGAUUUAGAAAUGAGUGCUAAUGAUAGUGAAGUGCAGGAUAAAGGGUCUUAUGGGUAUGAAGAAGCUUUGGAUUUAGCAGGUAACGGCAAUUACAACAUGCUGCUGCUGUCAGCAUGCUUCCUGGUGAUCACGGCCAUGGGAAUCGACAUCUUCGGGCUGGGCAUCAUAGUCGCCGCCGCCACCUGCGACCUGGGGCUCACGCUGCAGCAGAUCGGCAUCUUGUCUUCCAUGCCUUUUGCUGGCAUCAUCGUGAUGUCGUACCCUUGGGGCUACUUGUCGGACACGCGCGGGCGGAAGCUGGUGCUGCUGGUGGCCAUGGCGGGCAGCUUCGCCAGCGCGGCUCUGAGCAGCCUGGCGCCCACCUGGCAAGUGUUGGCCGCGCUGAGGUUCAUCAGCUCGGCCCUGUCGAGCGCAGCUGAAUCCGCGACGUACGCCCUGCUCGGCGAAUGCUGCGGCGCUCGCGUGCGGGCGCGGUACAUGCUGCUCAUGACCAGCGCGCUCAUGCUCACGCCCACGCUCUACUACAUAUGGGCAUAUCUGAUAAUGAAGCUGGAGUUCUCGUACCCGUUCCUGUGGCUGGAGCUCCGGCCGUGGCGGCUGCUGGCGCUGGUGAUGGCGCUGCCGCUGGGGCUGGGCGCCGCGGCGCUGUGGAGCUUCUGCGAGAGCCCCAAGUUCCUGGUCAACGUGGGGAGGAGCGGCGAGGCGGUGGACGCGCUGGCCAGGAUGUACAGAGUCAAUGGGGGGAAGGGAGAGUUUCCGGUGAAAGAGGUGUACCUAGAGGAAGGGAGUAAGGAGGAGGUGGGGGUGUUCUCGCUGCGCUCGCUGUGGACGCAGAUCGCGCCCCUCUUCCAGCGCCCCCUGCUGGGCAGGACCCUGCUGCUGUUCUACCUGACUUUCGUCGUCUAUAUCGCGAACAACAGUUUCGCGAUCAUCCUGCCGACGAUCUUCAACGUGUUCUUCACGUCGUACGCGAGCCGCGGCGCCGGCGCCGGCUUCUGCGAUCUGUUCGCCGAGGCCGAACAGGAGAACUCUACUAUCGUCCAAGAUGCCGACACAGUGUGCGCGAACUCGAUAAACGACAACACGAUCUGGGCCGGCUGCGCCCACGGCCUCUCGUUCUUCGUGCUCAACGCGCUCAUCUCACAAUGUGCUGGGAAACGAAAGUUGUUGACGAUCGUGAUCCUGGUGGUAGCUGCCGCAGCAGCCAUCGGGGUCGACCUGACGGGCGAGCCGCUCUCAGGUCUAGUGCUCUUCUACGUGUUCCUCACCACCGCCAUGGUCUUUGGCGUCAUCUCCUCGUACUUCGUGACGCUGUACCCGACAUCCUACAGGGGAAUGGUGGCGUGCCUGGGCAUGAUGGUGGCGCGGCUGAGCGCCUUCAGCGGCACCAACCUCGUCAGCGGCGCCAUGACGCAGCACUGCUCCGCCGCUUUAUACGGUGCUUCUGGACUUGUUCUUACUGGAGCGGUCGCCGCGGCGCUGCUGCCGGGCGACAGUCUGCAGGCGGGGUGAGGUUAUUGGAACUCUGGAACUUCCCAUCUACCAACAAUUUAUUGAUAGGGACUUCUCCAAGAUGACAGCUCGGUGCAGGCACAUUCGGCAUUUAUAAGGUCUACAAAACCGGAUCCACUAAAGUCACUAAAGUAAUAAAAUUAACAUUAAUUUAACGACGUAGCCGACGUAGGGAACUAAAAAUGUUUAAUAAAUGUUGUUAUAUAGUUUUUAAGUGAAGUACACGGUAUGAAUUAAGUGUGAUAUCUAAAAUUAUUGUAAGUGCAUAUUG
Molecule: messenger RNA, 1973 nt
Organism: Cydia fagiglandana
Lineage: Eukaryota; Metazoa; Arthropoda; Insecta; Lepidoptera; Tortricidae
Product: synaptic vesicle 2-related protein-like
Exons: 11
Coding region: 161-1702 (513 amino acids)
Biological process (GO): transmembrane transport
Cellular component (GO): membrane
Molecular function (GO): transmembrane transporter activity
Source: RefSeq, a predicted model, not a curated record